AUGGCGGAUUAUUCGAAGGAUACUAGGGAUCUGACGCUGCUCAAUACUGCUGGGCAGCUGACGAAGGUCGUCGGGUUCAAGUUGAGGAACAUAAAACCCUUCACCCCCUACAAAAUCUGGGUGCGAGCGUUCUACAGCUUCUCCUUAGACGGCGUCAAAUCAUCAGACCUGUUGGAGCGUCUUGGAGAAGCGUCGACGCCUUUAUACGUCCUGACUGACGUCAAACCGCCGUCAGCUCCCGUCAUCAUGAAUCUGACUUGCGAUCAGCCCAAUGACCUACUGGAGCGUUUGGGAGAAGCGUCGACGCCUUUAUACGUCCUGACUGACGUCAAAUCGCCGUCAGGUCCCGUCAUCAUGAAUCUGACUUGCGAUCAGCCCAAUGGUGUCCUGUACCUCCAAUGGCGGCAGCCUCUCGAGUACAACAACACCCUGGACCAGUAUGUGGUGACCCUGAGAAAGAUACCGGAGCUGCAGCCCCGAACCAGACUGAAACUGCCCACUAGCAAGGCAGAUAUCGAGACUACCAUCAGUGUUUCGGUGGAGCUGUGGAACGCGACUCGCUACGAGGUGAAGAUAUACGCCGUCACGCUGUCGGUAGCAAGUCCUUUGCUGCUCGUCAACGGUACCACUUCAGAACCCAAGGAGGUUUCCCCCGAGUGGUGUCAAGUCCACCCCGAGGCUCGAGCGCCGAGCGACCAAAUAGAACAAUCAAGCAUGAACGCUGCGAUACUUGGUGCGGGCGCCAUUGCCUUACUUGCGUGUGUCGGCGCUGCCCUAUUAUACUGGAGGUGCAGAUCCCGUCUAAGCAAAUGCAUCAGCGCCGCCUACAACUACCUCGAGGAGGGCGGUGAAAGAGCCGCCAGGGCGCCGUUAAACUCCUACAAGAAACCUGGUAAUGGUAAACUGCUCUCCGUUGCGCCCGCGGGUUCACCCACACCGGCCGGGCCGGAGAGCUCCGCCAAGCCGCCGCGCAUCGGCGGCGCGCAGCAUCCUGUAGUGUGCGCGAGAGACUUCCCGAAGCAUGUCGCCUCUUUGCAUGCUGAUGGAGACAUCGGGUUCAGCAAAGAGUACGAGAUAGUAGUUGCCAAGUCUGCUGCUUUGGGUCACACGAGCCACUACAGCCAUCGGCCAGAAAACAGGCUCAAGAACCGCUACCUCAACAUCACUGCAUAUGACCACUCCCGCGUCUGCGUAUCAUCCGGCGGUCGUUGCGGCGCAGCAGGCUGCGCGGGCGCAGCGGCCGGCAGCGGCGGCGCGCAGUGCGGAUACGUCAACGCUAACUUCAUAGACGGGAUACGGGACGAGCUCGACGCUAACACUAGACGGAAGAUCGAGCGAAAGAUACGCAGACAACCAUCAGUGAAACCCGCCAAGCCGCCGCCCAUAGUCGCUGAAGGCAUCGAGAGCGCGUUCCUCAACAUUGAAUUCUCUGGUAUCGUGGAAAGCGAGCAAAGCGACAGCGAUAGCGAGCGAAGCGAUAGCGAUCCGGAGCUCGACGAUGUUUACGUUGAUGUUGAUAGCGUCCCAACGCGAGUGAGGCUAGAAUGGCUAGUAUGGAAACGACGGUACAUAGCCACUCAGGGCCCCACCCCGCACACACUCGACGCGUUCUGGCGUAUGAUCUGGCAACACAAAGUUCAUACUGUCGUUAUGAUCACCAACCUAGUCGAGCGAGGACGGCGCAAAUGCGAAUGUAUGUAUUUUUCUGACAUGCCGGGCGGCGGUAGAGGCAGCUCCUCAGAAUUCGGCGGCGUGCACGUCACACUACUGCACGAAGACGUUCGCGCAGCGUACACCGUGCGCCAUCUGCGGGCGAAGAACAACAAUCCUAAAUCGGAUAGCGAACCAGCAAGUCCAACGAACGAAGCAGAUGCGGCGGGCCGCAUCAUAGUCCAAUACCACUACACAGUAUGGCCCGACCACGGCACACCCAGGCAUCCACUCGCUGUGUUACCCUUCGUAAAGGCAGCUGCGGCUGAUCCUGGCACUGUAUUGGUGCAUUGCAGCGCGGGCGUCGGUCGAACAGGCACCUACAUUGUCCUCGACGCUCAACUCAACCAGCUCAAACUCACCGGCACCCUCAGUCCCUUGGGAUUCCUCUGUCGCGCGCGCACACAACGGAACCACCUCGUGCAAACAGAAGAGCAAUAUGUCUUCGUGCAUGAUGCUUUACUUGAACAUGUUCGAUCAGGAAACACAGAAGUCGAGUUCUCAAAAGCGAGAGAAUAUCUAGUCAAACUCCUCCAACCUAUCUCCGAAGACGAACUCGCAGUGUUAGACCUCAAGCCUAAACAAAAGAGCAUCACCGACUUAACAAACGGCAUUGAGAACGGUGAAACAGCCAGUUUGAAAUCUAGUAAAGAAGUGAGCGAAAACAAUGCUGAGAACGGCAGUCAGUUAUCUAUAAAGACGGAAGACUUGAACAGUGAGCAGAGUAAGAGUGUUAAAGAGGAUGAAGAGGGUAAAGAGAUGGUGAACGGGGAUGAGAGCGAAGGGGUGUAUGAUCUGGCGCCUCGGUCGACGGACACGUAUAGUAAGAAGAUGCAGGCGUAUAAUAAUAUGACUGAGGAGGAGAAGGAGGAGAUGAGGAGGGCGAACAGAGUAGAGAACUACGCGUUGCUAGAGCGCAUGCGGUCGCUAGCGAACCGGAAUCAAGCGUACCAGGGCCCGCCGCCUGUCAAUCUACUCGAGAAACAGUUCUUGCUAAUAACGCGGUCAUGCGUGGACGCAUCUGUGUCUGCGCGAGCGCCCCACAAUUUGGACAAGAACCGGCCCGGCGCCGCGUUACCUUCCGAUACGGCGCGAGUGAUGCUCGUACCGAAACCAGGAGUUGAAGGGAGCGAAUACGUGAACGCCUCCUGGGUGUGCGGGCGGCGGCGCCUGCGCGAGUUCGCCGUCACGCAGCACCCGCCGCCCGGCGCCGCGCCCGAGCUGUGGCGUCUGCUGUGGGACCACACGGCGCAGCUAGUGCUUCUCCUUCAUUCGCCCUCCGACCCGGAAUGCGAAACGUUCUGGCCCACUGAAGACGAGAAGGAACUGUUCGUAGCCAACUUCAGAGCGAGCUUCGUUUCCAAAGACACCUACGUGGCCCAUCGGAAAACCAGCCGGAAACCGACCCCCACGGAAACGCCCGUGGAACCGGAAAUCAACGGCUACCGGCGGCAGGAGUCAGACUGUGCUGAUGACGAAAGAUUAAUACCAGAAAACAGCUCCCCAGUAUCAGAUGUCGAGCCCGCCUACCGCUUUGAUAGAACUGAAUUAAGGCUUGAGCGACUCAGCACAGGAAACAGAGAUUUAUCAACAAGAAAAUCCAUAGCGAACGGAGACUUAUUCUCAUCUUUUUCAGAAAAGAAAUCGGGCCCCAAAUCACCCAAAUCUCCUUCAAAAAUGUCUCUCAAAAACUUUAAGUUAAGCUCCCCAACGAAAUUCAAAUUCCCAGAUUGGGGAUCGAGAACCGCCGGCUCCCCGCCUGAUGUAGCCCCGCCCCCUCCCCCAGUAGCGCCAUCUUUGACUGUAGAAGAAGAGGCGGAACUAAGACGACCCUGCUACAGGUUCGAAAAAGUCGAUAGCGUGCCUGAAAACACGCCUACAGAUAGAAUUAUAGAAGUAACGAACGUCAGCGUACACUCUUUACAAGACGAUUACCAAUUAAGUGUUAAGUUUAUACAAUGCUCUGGUUGGCUGGAUGGGGAUACGACGGAGUACACUCAAGGGAAGCCAGAAGAGAAUGAGUUUGUGCGAGCGGUGCGGGACGCUAGUGAGAGCGAGAGGCGAGAGGCGGUGGAUAGGCUGAUAGCGCCGUAUCGGGACUCGUUCGCGUUGGUCGAGUUCGUUGCCGGGUGCCAGAUGGAGUACAAGAAUGGACCGGUGGUUGUGGUUGACAAAUUCGGUUCGUGGAAGGCCAUGUCGUUCUGCACGCUGAGCGCGGCGUGCGGCGGCGCGCGCGACCCCUCCCUCCCCGACGCGUCCUUCCGCCCCGCCUCCGACGACUGCGCCGACCUGUACUGCUGCGCCGCGCUCGCCGCGCAUGCGCGCUGCAGCCAGCCGUGUGGCCCGCCGCCGCACUCCCUGCGAGCGCUGCUCAAGCAGUACUGCGCGCUGGCUGCCUACGAUGUGGCCAAGAGCUGAGCCAGGUGUGUAGUCUAGUAGCGACUGCGCCGACCUGUACUGCUGCGCCGCGCUCGCCGCGCAUGCGCGCUGCAGCCAGCCGUGUGGCCCGCCGCCGCACUCCCUGCGAGCGCUGCUCAAGCAGUACUGCGCGCUGGCUGCCUACGAUGUGGCCAAGAGCUGAGCCAGGUGUGUAGUCUAGUAGCGACUGC
Leguminivora glycinivorella is the source of this 4319-nucleotide messenger RNA. RefSeq lists its product as uncharacterized. Gene Ontology annotation, molecular function: protein binding; protein tyrosine phosphatase activity. The transcript is spliced from 21 exons. The coding region runs from base 1 to 4128 and encodes 1375 amino acids. Lineage: Eukaryota; Metazoa; Arthropoda; Insecta; Lepidoptera; Tortricidae. Gene Ontology annotation, biological process: protein dephosphorylation. The record is from RefSeq and is a predicted model, not a curated record.